CGAACCGAAUCAGCCGACAGCCAGACCGUAAUAAGCCAACUUGUGAGAAACAGUAAAAUAAUUCUGAACUUUUCUUCUUUCACUGCUGUCGUGUCUACCCGCCUGUCACUUCAUGUAGUAUGGAAGAUACUGUGAAGAGACUGGAGCUGCUGCUGGGUAAAGCAGAGACUAACCUUGAUGAAUUGUCCUGUAAGGUUGACCAUGAGUACCAGGCUUUGAGCAACACUCAGCAGUCCGUUUCACAGGCACCUAGUCACGUGUUGGGCAGCGUGCAGGGGCUGAGGAAGGAGCUUGCUGAGCUGGCCUCAGAAGUGGAGGGAAUCCAGAAGCAGCAGCUAGAGGCCAUGUCUAUGGUGGAGUCACAGCUCAAGACAUUGUGUGGUCAAUUUGAUGAACUCAGUGGUGUAGUGGGGCAGCUGGAGCAGCAGCCACAGCAAGGUGAAGAAGCGCCUUGAGUUAUAAGGGGUCAUGGGGGAUGAGAAGAACUUUCGGUCUCAGUUCUACAAGAAGGUUGGGCUGCGGGAAGUGGAGGAAAAGCGGGCACUGGAGGCUCUCCUGAAAGAACAACCCUUAGAUUUGGAGCGUCUGACCAACUUUUGUUGGCGUUCAUCUGUGCCAGCAGCUCACCGCCACCUGGUGUGGAAGUUGCUGCUGCAGGUGGUCCCACGCCAUGCUGAGUCCCACGACUAUGUGCGGCAGCAGCAGCGUCUGGCCUAUGAGGAGUUGUGGCGUGCCGUCUCUGCUCUUGGGCUGACUGGCUACACAGAUAUCUCUCCUGUCGGUAAUACCACGGAUGGCCUCUUUGAGUACCACAACCACAACUAUUAUCACCAUCCCCGACGUGGUGGGUCAGGGCCAGAAGCUCCGCGCCCUGAGGACCAGCUAUUCAUGUGGCUAGUAAGCCGUGGGCAGCUGCUGCAUCCCCCAAGGGAACUGUUGAGGCAGCCUGAGAGUCAGCAAUUUUUGGCCAUCGUUCGCAAGACAGCUGGCCUCAUGGACUGCCCUGUGGAUGUUUUCUGGGUCAGCUCAUCUGUGUGGGCAUUGCUGAGGGACAACCGAGCAGCAGUGGCAGCUGCUGUGACAGAGGCGGCCGGCACUGUGCGACGGGAGCACCCAGCCCUCCACUACCACCUGGUAUGCAGUGGCAUCUUCUCCAGCGGACUACUAACAGAGCUGUGCCUCAGCCUGUUCUAUGAUGUAUUCCCAGAAAGUGCCAUGGAGAAAGUCUUAGACAAGGUAGUGGCAGGAGCCUUUGGUAUAUUGGGUUGCCUUACUGCUGCCCUCCUCCUCCACCUCCAGCAACCCCUCAUCACUGCUGCCACUGCUAUGGGUGUCAAGAGUGUGCUUAGCAACAUGCGCAAAGAAGAAGCAGAGAUGGUGGUGGCCGCAGCCCUGGAACAGUGGCUCAAGGCAGGGGCAGACCGCAAGUAGUGUGUGUGUGUGUGUGUGUGUGUGUGUGUGUGUGUGUGUGUGUGUGUGUGUGUGUGUGUGUGUGUGUGUGUGUGUGUGUGUGUGUGUAUGUAUGUGUUUAGGGCCCUGAUUAAUCAUUGUGAGUCUGCGGUGUUUUACUGUGUGACCCACAGAUUUGGUUAAUGUGAUUUGAACUCUUUCACAGGCCUGAACUGCAUGACAAGAACCAUGAACAUUUUUUUACAAUGGUAUUGGAUUGAAAAUUUUUUAAUAACCUCUUUGUAUGUGCUCACAUUUUCUCUUUUCAUAGCUGUGCCAUUGAGUGUUUAUGAUGGGAUAUUGGUGUAUUGUACUGUACCUGCUUGAGUUUGGGAACAAACAAUAAAGAAAUUCAUUUUA
Molecule: messenger RNA, 1809 nt
Organism: Portunus trituberculatus (swimming crab)
Lineage: Eukaryota; Metazoa; Arthropoda; Malacostraca; Decapoda; Portunidae
Gene: TBC1d7
Product: TBC1 domain family member 7-like
Exons: 3
Coding region: 469-1431 (320 amino acids)
Biological process (GO): activation of GTPase activity; negative regulation of TOR signaling
Molecular function (GO): GTPase activator activity
Source: RefSeq, a predicted model, not a curated record